Lithohypha guttulata is the source of this 2397-nucleotide messenger RNA. It is a transcript of the gene CWH41, whose product is annotated as Processing alpha glucosidase I. Gene Ontology annotation, molecular function: Glc3Man9GlcNAc2 oligosaccharide glucosidase activity. The transcript has a single exon. The record is from RefSeq and is a predicted model, not a curated record. Gene Ontology annotation, cellular component: endoplasmic reticulum membrane. Gene Ontology annotation, biological process: oligosaccharide metabolic process; protein N-linked glycosylation. Bases 1 to 2397 code for a protein of 798 amino acids. NCBI's taxonomy places the organism in Eukaryota, Fungi, Ascomycota, Eurotiomycetes, Chaetothyriales, Trichomeriaceae.
AUGCGAGUUCAAGGUGUUGUACUUAGCUUCCUGCAGAGUACGGUCCUCGUCGCAGCCCAGGAAGCCCAGUCCAUACUGGGCUCUGUGCCUUCGAACGACUCGCUACUAUGGGGCCCAUACAGACCUAACCUCUACUUUGGGGUCCGACCGCGAAUACCUAAGAGCCUGUUGACGGGACUGAUGUGGACAAAUGUGGACGACUUUGCUAAGGCGCAGGAAAACUUUCGUCAUACUUGUGAGCAGCAUGCUGGCAUGGCUGGUUAUGGGUGGGAAGAGUACGACACAAGGCACGGCGGACGAGAAGUCAUUCAUGAUGCUGGGAACAAGAUCGACCUGACAAUCGACUUUGUCAAAAUGCCUGGUGGUUCUAAUGGAGGCAGUUGGGCUGCAAGAGUUAAAGGUUCACGUCAAGCAGAUGCUCCCCCUAACCUGGUCACAACUGUGCUUUUCUAUGCUGGCAUGGAGGGUAUUGGCGAGCUAGGAUUUACACAUGGCUCGGACACGAAUGGCGUCUCAGGUCCAGUCACCAUUCAUGGCAGCACUACCGAGCUAGGAGAUUUUGAUAUCGAGUUCAUUGACGGUCCAGACAACAGGUUACCAUACAAGGUACAUCCUUCUUGGGACGACAAGCCACUUGAUGUGACCUUGACUCAGAGCUUCAUGGUCCCUCCUGAUCAGAUGUGGCGAAGCAAAGAGAUUGCCUGGUCUGGCUUCAAACAAACGAUCGAUGAGUUGGUGAAAGAAUAUUCCCAGGACAAUAUGGCUCCUCCCUGGCAAGCAUUCACUAUCCAGAACGAUGUUAGGCCAGGCAACAUGCACAUUGUACAGAAGGUUUUCGUCGGCAAUUUCGAGUUUGACGUCUUGUUCAAAUCCGCAUCUGGACCUGAAGUUUCACAAGAAACACUUAGUGAGGCGGUCACGUCCGUAUCUGAAAGCUUCAAGAAGAAGUUCGGCGAAGUGUUCCAACCAGCGAAGCCCUUCGACGACGAUGACUAUAGAGCUUGCUCAGAGUCCAUGUUGUCGAAUCUUGCGGGUGGUAUAGGCUACUUCUAUGGCGACUCGCUUGUGGACAGGUCUUACGCAUCCGAAUAUGACGAGGAAGACGAAGGGUUCUGGGAAGCAGCAGCUGAGGCUCGCUCUCGCAACGAACCAAGACAAGAUCCUGCGGCUGAGCUCUACACAGCCAUCCCUUCACGACCUUUCUUUCCGCGCGGGUUCUUGUGGGAUGAGGGGUUUCAUCUUAUUCCCAUCGUCGAGUGGGACACAGAUCUUGCUUUGCAGAUUAUAGAGUCUUGGUUUAAGCUUAUGGACGAGGAUGGCUGGAUAGCCAGAGAACAAAUACUAGGACCAGAGGCUCGAAGCAAGGUGCCUGCUGAGUUUCAAGUUCAAUACCCUCACUACGCUAAUCCAACCACACUAUUCCUGAUCGUCGAAGCACUUUCAAACAAAGUUUUAGACAAAUCCGUCUCGUCAAGUGAAAGAUCGAAUAUCAAGACUCGGCUAGAGACGCUGUAUCCUCGCCUGCAGAAGCACUACGAGUGGUAUCGGCGUACGCAAGCAGGGGACAUUAAGUCCUACGAUCGAGAAGCCUUCUCAACGAAAGAGGGCUACCGGUGGAGGGGUCGAACACCACGACAUAUUCUGCCGUCAGGCCUCGACGAUUACCCGCGAGCACAACCACCUCAUCCAGGUGAACUUCAUCUCGAUCUUCUGUCAUGGAUCGGUCUCAUGUCAAGGUCUCUUGUCACCAUCUCUACCAUGCUUGACAACAAGGACGACGUCCAGACAUAUACCAAGCAUCUCACCGCCAUAAUCCGCAAUCUGGACGAUCUGCAUUGGUCCUCCCACCAGAAAGCAUACUGCGAUGCCACAAUUGACGACUAUGACGAGCACAUGCUCGUAUGUCACAAAGGAUAUAUCUCACUUUUUCCACUCAUGCUCGACCUCCUGCCUCACGAUCAUAAGAACAUACCAGCCAUUAUCGACCUUUUGGCUGAUCCUGAUCAGCUAUGGUCGCCUUUCGGUAUUCGCAGCUUGUCGAAAAAGGACGAGCUUUACGGCACUGACGAGAACUACUGGAGGUCUCCUGUCUGGAUGAACAUGAACUACCUCAUAGUAAAAUCUCUCCACACACUUGCUAGCGAUGAAACUUCUCCCAACGCAGCAUCAAAAAAGACACGAGAGCGAGCGGCAAAAACGUACUCGGAGCUGAGGAAGAACCUUGUCAAUAAUGUUAUGAAGCAAUGGAAAGAGACUGGGUUUGCCUGGGAACAGUAUAGUCCUGAAACCGGAGCUGGGCAAAGAACCCAGCAUUUCACAGGCUGGACCAGUUUAGUUGUAUCGAUAAUGGCCAUGGAUGAUCUGCCAGGGAGUGCUAAGGUUCAUGAGGAGCUGUGA